GAUACUUCAUAGUUACAGUUCUGAUUAUUUUUUCUAAGUAUCGUAAGCUUAAAGCAAUAGAUUUUUUUUAACUCCCAGUACAUUUCUUUCAGAUUUUUCCCAGCAGUAAAAGUUAGCAAGAAGGACCUGAGAAGAACAGAAAUACAGUAAGCAAGACUAUGAAGAAAUCUUUCAAUACAAGGACCAAAAAUUCCAACUCUAAAAGCUCAAGAAAUCUUUUACAACCGUAUAUGUCUACAAAUGAAAUAGUAAACAGAAAAUCAAAGCUUUUCCCCUGUACUGAAUGUGAAAAAUGUUUUAACAAUCACGCAAAUCUUGUUGUGCACAAUAGAACUCACACAGGAGAGAAACCUUUCUCAUGUUCUGAAUGUGGGAAAUGUUUUAGCAGUAAAUUACGUCUUGUUGAACACCAGAGAACUCACACAGGAGAGAAACCGUUCUUGUGUUCAGAAUGUGGGAAAUGUUUUCUCUGUAAAUCACAUCUUGUUGAGCACAAGAGAACUCACACAGGAGAGAAACCGUUCUCAUGUACGGAAUGUGGAAAAUGUUUUAUCCGUAAAUCACAUCUUGUUAGACACAACAGAAUUCACACAGGAGAGAAACCUUUCUCAUGCUCAGAAUGUGAAAAAUGUUUUAGCUAUAACUCCGUUCUUGUUGUCCAUCAGAGAACUCAUACAGGAGAGAAACCUUUGUCAUGUUCUGAAUGUGGGAAAUGUUUUAGCAGUAAAUCAAGUCUUGUUGAACACCAGAGAAUUCACACAGGAGUGAAACCGUUCUCGUGUUCUGAAUGUGGGAAAUGUUUUGUUAGUAAAUCAGAGCAUAACAAACAUCAGAGAACUCACACAGGAGAUAAACCGUUUUCAUGUACGGAAUGUGGAAAAUGUUUUCUCCGUAAAUCACAACUUAUAAAGCACAACAGAACCCACACAGGAGAGAAACCGUUCACAUGUACGGAAUGUGGAAAAUGUUUUAUCUGUAAAUCACAACUUGUAAGCCACAACAGAACUCACACAGGAGAGAAACCGUUCUCAUGUACGCUAUGUGGAAAAUGUUUUAUCCGUAAAUCACAACUUGUAAGCCACAACAGAACCCACACAGGAGAAAAACCGUUCACAUGUACAGAAUGUGGGAAAUGUUUUAUCUGUAAAUCACAACUUGUAAGACACAACAGAACUCACACAGGAGAGAAACCUUUCUCAUGUUCAGAAUGUGGGAAAUGUUUUAGAGUUCAAUCAAGUCUUAGUAUUCAUCAGAGAACUCACACAGGUUUAUUGUCAUGUUAAUCACCAUUGUGCCCUUAUUGCAUUUAAUAGAUUGAAGAAACAAACAUAAAAAACAAUUUUAAACUAACUUCUCAUUUUUUAAAGGGAAUUCAUUUUUUUGAGAACAAACACUUCCCUGAGAUGAUCACUUUCGGAUCAAAUAAAGCACACACAAAAAAAAAGCAUUGUUACAGUAAUGUAAUAUAGCCAAAUGCAAGAAACAUACUUAGGCACUAUACACUAAAUGGUUAAAAAAAAUGCACCAUAGAGUGUAAGUAUCCAGGAGCUAAAUCAGUAGAAGUAGAUAUGUAUGUAUGUAUGUAGAAAUGUAUGUAUGUAUGUAGAAAUUGGGGAUGCACCCUAAGGCGAUAUACCAUUCUCCAUCCUGUAAGAGCAACCCUAUUAGUGCAAUUUAUAUAAAAGGAAUUCAUUCUGGGAUAUUCCUGGAGGAAGCUGUCACCACUAUCCAUUUAGAUAAGUGUAUUUUUUAUCACACUAAUGAAUUUUGAGUGUAGAUAAAAUUAUUCUAACAUUCUUUAAUAAUAACCCACAGAUUAAUAUUCAUGUCUUCUUUUGUGCACAUUCAGAAUGGGGAAAGCACACCUUAAAUAACAAGAGUAAAAAUAUGGUUAGUGCAAGCUGUUUGGAAGGAAUUGUGAAGUCAAUGGUAUUGAGUCAUAACUAGGAGGUGUGACAUAUCUAUGGACUUGUUAAUUUGAAAAUAAAAAUAAUAGAUGCAUGAAUUAUUACUGUAGCAAGCACAAGAGAAAAUAAAAUAUUUCUAUUUGGAUUAGUGUUGGUCUGAAACAUGAGGGGGUAGCCACUUAUUGUUUCCUUCACCUAUACCAAUUCUGGGCCUGUUUUGAAAUUUGAGAUGAAUAUAGGAGGUAUAAAUCUAAUGAUGGGCAAAUGUCUAGUGUGCAUACUAGGAGCUAAAAUCGAACUUUGAGUAAGUCUUAUGGGUAUUUGCAGAUAUGACAGGAUUUUAGAUUGGAAAUUGUAUUUCUUAAACUGUUAUGUUAUGUAUAACAAAUAUUACUAAACAUAUUCUAGCUAAACAAUUUUAAUACUAACUACACAAUUAACUUUGCAGUAGUAAUCGUAUAUUUACCAUGAUUGCAGUAAAGACAUAUCAAAGGAUAUGCAAUUUGAAUCUAAGCAGUCUUAGAAAAGAAAAAAUAGUAAAACUGCCUGUGCCCCUGUACUGCUACAUCACUGCUAUCCCCAAAGCACUCAAAAAAUCAACUGUCCAAACCUCCACAAAACAGCUGCACAAUAACCAUAGUAACAUGUCCCUCCUUUCAGCCUAUUCCCUGCCUAUUAAUCUGACUCUGAAUUGGUUAAACUGGUUUGUUAACCUUUUUAGUCCAUAGAACUGGCAUUUAUGCAUUGAAUAUCUGUUAAAUUGUGAACUAAUAACUUUGGGAGUUAUGGGUAUAAAAGCACAAAUGUUGUGUUAACAUGUUUGUCAAUUUACCAAUUGAUUUGUUUCCUUGGACCUUCUUUUUAUCUCGCACAAUGGAGGGACUUUCCAAACAUAAUUAAAAAUGUUCCAAUUUAAUCACAUUAGCAGCUCGCAGAGUCAUUGCAGCAGGUCGGCUCAAAAGGGAUCUCUUAAGAUUACAGAUGUUAUUACAAAAAUAGAAGAUAAUGCAGUCAUGGAUGAAUUGACUUCUAAAGUCAGACAUUCACAGGAUACAUUUUCAAGAAUCUGGAAUCCCUGAAGAGAACUUACAUCCAACCAACCAGUCUUUAUAUUUUUUUAUGACUGACAAUGUGUAUAUGGGAUAUGUGCAGUGUUAUAUCACUUCCCCAUCUUCUUUCUUGUUCUUUAAAUAUUUCUGUUAUUUUCUUUGUUUUUUAAAUUAAUAAAGCAGAACACAGAUAAUAGUAUAAUAUAUAUUAUUUCAGCAAUAUACAUAAUAAAGAGAGGAAAUGAGGAAAUUUACUUUAUAUCUUAGAUACUCUAAACUCAAAUGCAAAAUAUAUCAUACAUUUUUCAUAGCUAACAUUAAUUUCAUUUUUUCCUUUGUCAAUGAGGUACUAUUUAUGUAUUAAGG
This is a messenger RNA of Pelobates cultripes (western spadefoot toad), 3322 nucleotides long. NCBI's taxonomy places the organism in Eukaryota, Metazoa, Chordata, Amphibia, Anura, Pelobatidae. The record is from the annotation of a GenBank genome assembly.